Messenger RNA from Eimeria maxima, 231 nucleotides. Its product is annotated as longevity-assurance domain-containing protein, putative. The transcript has 3 exons. Bases 1 to 231 code for a protein of 76 amino acids. NCBI's taxonomy places the organism in Eukaryota, Apicomplexa, Conoidasida, Eucoccidiorida, Eimeriidae. The record is from RefSeq and is a predicted model, not a curated record.
AUGUUAGUCUUAUUUUCUUAUUUCUGCUCUUAUUGGAAAGUUGGCGUGAUUUUACACAUUUAUUGGUUUUGGUGUAUCAUCAAGAUGGUCAUCGGACUUGUUACUGCCGUUCGCAAUGGAUCACGAGAAGACUGCGAAGAUGUCCGCAGUGAGGAUGAAGAUGAUGGAGAUGAUGACGAACAAGAAGAAGAAGAAAAAAAAAAACAAGAAAACAAUAAAAAAGAUCAAUGA